AUGAAAAUCCAAGCUAGACACAGCAAGCUGAAGGAGUCAGACAGUGGUCAAAGCUUCAAGGCUGUCAGUUCAUUCUCUUAUGGUGUGUCCUCCUCAGGGGAACAUUUUGUGAACCGGCACCGAGCAGACCUGAUCCAACGUGUCUGCAUGGUGAACAGCAUCAUAGACAUGCUGUAUAACACUGUGUUAGAUGAAGAGCAAUACCAGAGCAUCGAAGCCGAGAAAACCAAUCCAGACAAGAUGCGGAAGCUGUAUGAGUUCAUGCCGAGCUGGAACUGGUACUGCAAAGAGCAGCUUUACCAGGCGUUGAAGGCCAAGAACAAAUUCCUCAUUGAAGAGCUGAAGAGCAAAUAA
This is a messenger RNA of Dermochelys coriacea (leatherback sea turtle), 354 nucleotides long. RefSeq names its product apoptosis-associated speck-like protein containing a CARD. Gene Ontology annotation, cellular component: canonical inflammasome complex. The transcript has 2 exons. The record is from RefSeq and is a predicted model, not a curated record. Bases 1 to 354 code for a protein of 117 amino acids. Gene Ontology annotation, biological process: inflammatory response; regulation of apoptotic process; innate immune response. Lineage: Eukaryota; Metazoa; Chordata; Testudines; Dermochelyidae.